AUGAGUUUUGAUCCUGUUAUAACUUUUGAACUUGAAAAUAAACUUAACACUCAUCUCAAUACAAACAUGAAUAGCAACAAUAGCUUCGAUGAUAACCUUAAUGUUGACAAUAGCUUUGAUAAUAACCUUAAUAUUGACAAUAGCUUUGAUGAUAACCUUAAUAUUAACAAUAGCUUUAACGAUAAUGUUAAUAUUAACAAUAACUUUGACAAUGGUCUUAAUAUUGACAAUAAUAACUCAAUUCAGAUGUCUAAUAAUUAUUUAGCCAUGAUACCAUCAAUUAAUGUAGGACAAACUUUUACCAGUUGGUGUGAUGUUCAGCAGUGUAUUAAUGCCUAUACUAUGUCACAAGGUUUUGCAACAAGAUUGGAUCGUUCAGAAAAAAGUAUGGGUAUGGUUACUAGGGCAGAUAUUGUUUGUCGUUAUGCUGGUACUGCAAGUAAAAAAAGCACUGGACUACGAAAUACAAAGAGUGUUGCUACUGGUUGCCAAUUCAAAAUAACAGUUCAUUGGGCAAAAACAGAAUAUCAUGUGAAAUCUGUCAACCUUGAACACAAUCAUUUGUUAGAUACUACUGUAGUUUUGUUUGAUCCUGGUUAUUGCAAAUUAAGUCAUAAUGAAAAUGACCAAAUACAAAUACUUUAUAAUAGUGGAGUUCCAGUACCAACAAUUGUUAAAAUGUUAAGCGAAGAAUAUGACAGAUAUAUUCAUAACAAGGAUGUAUAUAAUUCAUUAAAUCGCCAUUCUCGUGACCAUGUUAAAGGCUUGUCACAAAUAGCAAAACUCUUAAAUAAUUUGCAUAACAAAAAAGAAUAUAUAGUUACCUAUUCUAUUAAUAAUAACAGGCUUUAUUGUCUAUUUUUCACUACUCAUUCUGCACUAUCAAUAUUUAAAUUUGAUGUAAUGGGUAUUACAUUUCUUAUUGCAAGUGUACUUCUUUCUAAUGAAACCAUUCUUACUUUUCGUUGGGCGCUUCAGCAACUAAAACAAGUAGCUAGUAAUGAUAUUACUAAUAAAAUUAGAACAAUCUUAACUGAUAAAGAUCCAGCUGUGCUUCCUGCGAUUAGUAUUGAAUUGCCUCAUGUUAAGUAUCAAUUUUGUACUUGGCACAUUGAACAAAACAUUGUUAAAAAUUUGACAAGCAAACUUAACAAUAAAUUCAUGGCAUUCAGUAAAGAUUUUAAGUUAUUAAUGAUGGAAAAUAAUGAUAAGCAAUUUGUUAUUCGCUGGAAUCGUUUAUUAGAAGAAUAUCCUGAAGCUAAAAAUUAUAUGGAGCAGUGGAAACCUAUUUCGCAUAUGUGGGCAUAUAGUUAUACUAAUAAAAAUAUUAACUAUGGUAUUAGGACUACACAACGUUCAGAAGCUAGUAAUACGCACUUAAAGCAUUUACUUGGUCAUACAGCACCUUUACCUGAACUAAUUAAUAUGUUAGAGAAAUUGUCUCGACAUCAGCUUGAACAAUCUCAAUAUCAGCAAUAUCGAUUAUGUGAAACUACUCGCCAACAAUGCCCGAAGUUAUUAAAAGAAGUUUCAACAUUUGUAGUAGAUUUUACAUUUGCAUUGUUGCUUGAUCAGUUUAAUAAGGCUGCAUCUUAUAAUGUUGAAAAACAAGAUAUGAACUUAUUUAAAGUUUUUAAUAAAUGUAAAACUAUAAGCAUUAAUUACAUUGGUUCCCGUUGGAUAGUUCCCAAAAUGAAUACAAAUAAUUCUAUACAGGCUGAAAAUCUUUAUAAUGAUGACAAUUCCUCAAUUAAUAUAGCAGUAUUAUCGUCAAAUUAUGAAAUUCAUAAAAUUCCAGUUAGUCAACAAUCAGUAUAUAAAAGUACUGCCGAUUUGCUUAAAGAAAUUGAAGUGAUUUCUAAUAGAGUUGGCUAUGUUGAAAUUAAUGAUACCCUGGCUCUUUUUGUAAAUAAACUGAAUGAACAAUAUCCUUUAAAAGAAGCUGAUAUUGAAAAUCCUAUAAAUAUCAAGACAAAUUCAUAUAUACAUAUUUUACAUAUCACUAUUCUGUCAUCACUAUAA
Messenger RNA from Dentiscutata erythropus, 2022 nucleotides. The record is from the annotation of a GenBank genome assembly. NCBI's taxonomy places the organism in Eukaryota, Fungi, Glomeromycota, Glomeromycetes, Diversisporales, Gigasporaceae.